This is a messenger RNA of Telopea speciosissima, 2419 nucleotides long. Its product is annotated as CRS2-associated factor 1, chloroplastic. NCBI's taxonomy places the organism in Eukaryota, Viridiplantae, Streptophyta, Magnoliopsida, Proteales, Proteaceae. Bases 13 to 2298 code for a protein of 761 amino acids. The transcript is spliced from 5 exons. Gene Ontology annotation, biological process: Group II intron splicing. The record is from RefSeq and is a predicted model, not a curated record. Gene Ontology annotation, molecular function: RNA binding.
GAAAGAAAAAGAAUGGCACUCAGAACGACUCCUGCUGCUCCUCCUCCCUUCACCAUUUUCGUGCCAAAACCACCUUCUCAUCGCCCCGCUACAGAAGUCCGCUUUUCCCGUUGGAAUAACGCCAACGCUGAGAAAUUCAUCCGCCACGAACGCGAACAGAAAGAAAUCGAAGACGAAAUCCGACGCGAACGGAGGUUCAAAUCUGCCUCCAUAAUCGCCACCAAUUCCGGCAACGACGCAUCAACCACAUCCUCCGAUAACGAAACCUUCAAGUCCUUUGGAACCCCUUCUUGUCCUUCUCGCUCUUCUAUCCCCGGCAAGGCUUCAAAAUACUCCAAAAAAUUUAACCCUGACGAUACUUCUUCCCAUUCCCAUCCAGCCUUCCGUCGAUUCUCCAGAAGUUCGAAGGUCCCCGCAGUAGAGACGGACGUUGGUGUUUCCGUCGGAGAGAAUGGACUCGCUUAUCGAGUUCCAAACGCACCCUUUGAGUUUCAGUACAGUUAUACUGAGACUCCAAAGGUCAAGCCCUUGGCGCUGCGAGAGCCACCGUUUGCACCUUUCGGCCCAACAACAAUGCCUCGGCCAUGGACUGGUCGAGCUCCGCUUCCCCCGAGUAAGAAGAAGUUACCAGAAUUCGAUUCCUUUCGAUUGCCACCACCACAUAAGAAGGGCGUGAAGCCUGUGCAGGCACCUGGCCCAUAUCUGGCUGGCACGGGACCUAAGUAUGUCAAGUCCAGGGAGGAGAUUUUGGGUGAGCCCUUGACGCAGGAGGAGAUUGCAGAGCUUAUCCAGAGUUGCCUAAAAACCAGGCGGCAGUUAAAUAUGGGUAGAGAUGGUUUGACACACAAUAUGUUAGAAAACAUACACGCUCUUUGGAAACGGCGGAGAGUGUGCAAAAUAAAAUGCAAAGGGGUCUGCACAGUUGACAUGGACAAUGUUCGCCAACAAUUAGAGGAGAAAACUGGAGGGAUAAUUAUUUACAGUAGAGGAGGGGUGUUAUUCCUGUUCCGUGGCAGAAAUUACAAUUAUAGGACUCGCCCACGCUAUCCUAUUAUGCUGUGGAAACCUGUUACCCCAGUUUAUCCAAGGUUGAUUCAACAGGUUCCAGAGGGUCUAACACUGGAAGAGGCAACAGAGAUGCGCAAGAUUGGGCGGAAAUUACCGUCAAUAUGCAAGCUUGCUAAAAAUGGUGUCUACUCUGACUUGGUCAAACAUGUCAGAGAAGCAUUCGAAGAAUGUGACUUGGUCCGGAUAAAUUGUGAGGGAAUGAAGGGAAGUGACUACAAGAAAAUAGGUGCUAAACUCAAGGAUCUUGUCCCAUGUGUUCUUAUAUCAUUUGAACACGAGCACAUUCUUGUGUGGAGGGGAAGAGAUUGGAAAUCGUCCCUCCCCAAACCAGUAGAUGACUGUAAGGAAGCCAAGGAAUCUGAGACAUAUGGUGCUGUUUCUAAAGCACCCAAUCAUGCUGAUUCAUUGCCUACAGAAUGCAAAGGGACAUUGCAGUUAUGCGCUUCAACAAGCUCAACUAAUGAGGUUUGUCUUGACACACCUGAUACAAGCAUGUGUUCUUUGGUGAGUGAAGAUACAAAAACGGAAGGAACAGAGGAUAUUCUAUCUCAUCCUGAAACGGAUAUUCUGCCUACAGCAGCUACUCUAGUGGGUUCAACUGCAAUGAACAUCUAUGAAGCUGACUCGUUUUCAUAUAGUACGAGGGCUGUUGAUGAUGCUGAUGAAUCUGUGGCUAUCACUGGUACAACUAUCAACAAUUCUAAUUCCACACUUACUAAGAGUGCUGAUGAUGAAUUAGAAGCUAUGUCAGUGGGUGCUGGACAUCAUCUUGCAUCUGUUCCUGCAUCUGAUGGCAUAACAACUCAUGAUGAGUUUCAAGAUGCAUCAAAUGAUUCACAUCACUGCAAGCAGCUUGCAAGCCCUGGUUUGGCUUGCACAGAGGGAGUUAAACUACUUCUACAGCAAGCUAUUGAGAACGGAAGUGCUGUUGUACUGGAUGAUGUGUGUUUGGAUGCUAACACUGUUUAUGAAAGAGCAGUUUCUCUUGCCAAGGCUGCUCCACCUGGGCCUGUUUUCAAGAACAGACUAAAAAGCGUCUUGGUCCGGAAGAUUGAGAAGCAAGAACCUGGUGAUUUGAAGGUUGAGAAAAUUGUUGCAGUUUCAGAUAAGAGCAAAACCAUCAAGAAGAGUUCAAGAAUUCAAAGAACGAAAAAUUUCACUGAAAUUUGUCCUGAUAUUGUACCACUUGGGAGCCUCGGAGUAGAUGAAAUUGCUAAGCUAUUAGCUUAACAGAGGACUUCUCUUCUUUAUUUUCUCUGGGUUCAAGUAAUGCAACAUUUUAUAGAGCUUGUAAUCCCAAUAUCUCUCUCUAUUCAAGCAUUUAUUCCAAAUUUUGCUGAGCAUUGGUACC